GCCGAUCACUUUAUUGCAGGGCAGCAGUCAGUAACACACGAGGAAGCGCAUAGCGUUAACAGCUACAGGCAACAGAUUGGCGCUAGGCGCGCGUUCGACGAGGUGGCUGUACACAACCUUGUUGUUGUUAGCCGACAUGGCGUACUGUGCCGCCCUCGAGAUACGCACGAGACUACGUUACUUGGGAGAUUCAUCGUGCGAGAAUACUGACAUACGUGCUGAACAGGCGCCCUCUGUGAGACAAGGCGAUUGGCGACAUAUACGGCCGCGCUUCGAAGGCUCUUGGUCGAAGAAUGGAUCACUUACGUGUGGUCGCACAACUCUCUUCUAUCACAAAGAUCGUGGAUCCGUGACAGGCUGCGAUCCGAGCCUUUCAGCAGCCAUAUUCGACGUGGCUGCUAGCAACCCCUGGACUGCCCCGCCUCAAGUCUUUUGGUCGCCGUUCAUAAAUCCAAGGAUGCUUCCUAAUCGGAUUGCUUGCAGGCUCACUUCAUCGCUCCCCCUAGUACUCUAUAUCACCUGUGCUUCCUUGUUUGUGAGGGUGCCCCUCGUCCGGCUCGACUUCGGGACCGAACCUUCAUCUCGUGGCCUCCGAGCAGGGCUAAGCGACCAGGAUCAAAGGGAGAAAAGCAAGACGUCUCGGCCAGGGAGGAAACGCCUCGACUUUCAUCAAACCGUGUCAAUAACUCAAGGCAAACGGUUUCUUUGGGACUAACAUGGCGUCUCAUUUAACCUUGGCGUCUCGGCAAGAUGGCACACAAUCUUGAGCAGGAUGAAGGCGCCAAAGCUUACGCUAACUCAACAAAAGAAGCCAUUCUUCACCAGGAGCCCGGUGACCAUCUCCUCCUGGCCGCCUUCAGCGGGCUUCCGCCAAUGUGAAGGCUCUUUUCCCGAGUCUGCUUCCUUGGCGAUGAAGGGCGACUGAUUUCGAACCGGGAGAGAGCACGCACAGCCAUCAAUCAAAGAAGCCCUAUCGGCCCUCAAGAGGCCACGGUAGGGAUGAUGCUCGCCUUCCAGUCGCUCCUUUUACGGAU
Molecule: messenger RNA, 1034 nt
Organism: Colletotrichum phormii
Lineage: Eukaryota; Fungi; Ascomycota; Sordariomycetes; Glomerellales; Glomerellaceae
Exons: 1
Coding region: 137-715 (192 amino acids)
Source: RefSeq, a predicted model, not a curated record